UUCUGGCCUCCAGCGGUCCCACCUUGGCCUCUCAGAGUGCUAGGAUUACAAGUGUGAGCCACUGCACCUGGCCCUUCCCUAAACUUUCAUCUGCAUCCAGCCUGGACCCCUCCCCUGAGCUUUAGCCUCCACAACCACCUGGGCCAAGGGCACACAGGCACCUGACAAAGCAGAGCUCUGUGCUUCUUCCCUCCAAAUCUGCUCCUCCCUCUCCUUUUUCUCACCAGUGGAACCACCUUAGCUCAGAGGGUAAAAAAAGGAAGGCAUUUGUCCUUGGCUGGGGUAGGGGUGGUAGGAAGAGUCUAACACCCAGACUUUUGGCUACUACAGAAAGGAUACCUGAGUGAGGGGGGGAGUGAGUGUGGGAUAGAUGGGGAGCUUGGACAUUUGAACAACUAAGGCUGAGCAAAAGAUUCGGAACAUUUGUGAGUUUGUAGCUGAAGGUGAAUGACACCUGGGCUGAUGAGGUUGCAGGAGUUGGUGGCUCUACAAUUCAGGGGCGUGGGAGCUCCUUGCUUUCCAUAGCUGGCCGGGAGGUUGGAAGCCCGUGCUCUAGCCCUUGCCCUGAAAUUGGCUCUGUUCUGAUUCUCUGAGUUUCAUUUUCCUCGUCUGUAUAACAGGGCAGGAGUAUUGGGAAUGGAUGAGAUUAGCUCAAAGGAUCCUGGCAGCUCAGGCUGUAAAAUUUUUUUCAGACCUAAGGUUUUGGGAGAAAAUGGGGUAAGGGAAGCUUGGAGACUGGUCUUAGGCCUGCACUGUUCAUUCACCCCCUCCUACUUCCCCACGGAGGCCUGGCCGGUGCUCACGUGCAAUAAUUAACUGCUGAGUGGCCUUCGUACGAUCCCAGCUCCACUUCUGGGCUGCAUUCCCACUGCCUGCCCCACCGCCCAUCUCCUAGGCCACUAAACCUCGCCAGCCCCUGGAGUAAGGAGGGGAGAGUUUAGAGCAGAGCAGGAGCCCGAGCCAGGCUGAGAGCCACCUCCUCUCCCAGGUAUGGCACUCCCCACCCUCCCGUCCAGGCCACGUGUUAGGGUGGAAAGCCUAGCGGUGCUCACGGUCGGUGCGGGUGGAGAACGAUUUAUCACGAAGAGAUUAAAAUACGCCAAGGAGGAGAUGGAGUAAGGGCUGGGCUGACCUUGAACCCUGUGCUCUAAACUGCUAGGCUUUGUUUCUCCCAAAGAACCUAGUCCAAGAAUCACCUGGUGGUCCCUGACUGAAGAUUUCUCUGGCCUGGCCCUCAAGUAGCAGCCAUGGCCCACUGGAUAACAACACGGCUGCUGCUCCUUCUAGUGUUCGUGUCUGAAGCCCAGCCCAGCACCCUUCACCUCAGGACUGAGCUUCUCAAUGUCUGUAUGGAUGCCAAGCACCACAAGGAAAGGCCAGGCCCGGAGGACAGGUUGCAUCAACAGUGCUCUCCCUGGAGGAGGAAUGCCUGCUGCACUGUCAACACCAGCAAGGAAGCCCAUAAGGAUAUGUCCUACCUGUAUGGAUUCAACUGGGACCACUGUGGAAAGAUGGAGCCCGCCUGCAAACGGCAUUUCAUCCAGGACACCUGCCUCUAUGAGUGCUCCCCUAACUUGGGGCCCUGGAUCACGAAGGUGGACCAGAGCUGGCGCAAAGAGCGGGUCCUGAACGUGCCCUUGUGCAAAGAGGACUGUGAGACCUGGUGGGAGGAUUGUCGCUCCUCUUUCACCUGCAAGGGAAACUGGCACAAGGGCUGGAACUGGACCUCAGGACAUAACCAGUGCCCAGUGCAAGCUGCCUGCCACACCUUCCCUUUCUACUUCCCCACACCUGCUGAUCUGUGCAACGAAAUCUGGAGUCACUCCUACAAAGUCAGCAACUACAGCCGAGGGAGCGGCCGCUGCAUCCAGAUGUGGUUUGACCCAGCCCAGGGCAACCCCAACGAGGAAGUGGCGAGAUUCUAUGCUGAGGUCGUAAGUGGGGCUGGGUUCCGCAGGGCCUGGGCUCCCCUGCUCAGCCUGGCCCUGACCCUGACGCUGCUCUGGCUGCUCUGCUGACCUCCUUUGCCUUCUGACACCUGGACAUCCAUGUCCUGCUCCGCCCCACAGCUCCCAGCCAUUCAGUGCCUGCUCCACCAUGGGGCCUCUGACAGCCAGUUUAAAUAAACCAGACACUCCACGUCA
This is a messenger RNA of Microcebus murinus (gray mouse lemur), 2144 nucleotides long. NCBI's taxonomy places the organism in Eukaryota, Metazoa, Chordata, Mammalia, Primates, Cheirogaleidae. The record is from RefSeq and is a predicted model, not a curated record.